This is a messenger RNA of Radiomyces spectabilis, 2688 nucleotides long. RefSeq lists its product as uncharacterized. Gene Ontology annotation, biological process: RNA processing. Bases 91 to 2367 code for a protein of 758 amino acids. Gene Ontology annotation, molecular function: ribonuclease III activity. The transcript has 4 exons. NCBI's taxonomy places the organism in Eukaryota, Fungi, Mucoromycota, Mucoromycetes, Mucorales, Radiomycetaceae. The record is from RefSeq and is a predicted model, not a curated record.
CAGCCGCAGUUCCCGAAAGGGACACGAUAGCUUAUCGCGUGUGUUCGAGAUUUCCUCAACAGCGUCUUACUUCGACCCUAUACCACCACAAUGAAUACCCAUCAUCACGCUGAAUACGAAAGAAUUGUCCAAAGGUAUGAAGCGCUGAAAAAUGGAUUGGACCAGCAACAACGGUGGGAUUCAGUCUUCGACGUGGUACGUGAUAGCUUGGUGAUCCGACCACAGGUGACAGGUGGGGAUCGACGAAGGCGUCGGUCCAAGCAGCGACCCUAUUUUGUAUAUCUUUCAGGCGUAAAGAUUGUGCCGGCGGUAGCCGUCGAAAUCAUCCGUCGAUACUGCUUGUCCUUGCCAUGUCCCACGUCUCGAAGUUGCGAUCCGUCGUUUGACGUCUUCCGCAGUGGUGAUGGUUUUCGUUGUGCAUUGAAGCUUCCAAGCUCGGCACCUUUCGGCGAAAUCACCUCCAGCGUAGAAUCAACACGGAUCUUAGCGUUGGACCAAGCCGCUGUAUCAGCAUGUAUACUGCUUCAUUCAUAUAAAGCUCUUGACAAGAUCCUGCUUGAACCAGACUGGAUUCAUCAAUAUAUUACACCAGAGUUCUGGUUAGACGAAAGGCAAAGCCAAGAAAACAAACGUUACGUAGAAAACGCACGUUUAAUGGAUGAAGGAGCGGUAUCCGCCGCAACAACUGUCUGUCAAUUGUACAUGUCGAUUAUCAACCUCAGUUUACCAGACGGACGAAUAAAUGAACUUCAUGUGCGGCGCCUAUGUCUCUUUACUUGGGACCCGCUUCCGGUCCAUCCCUCUUUCCCGCUACGUUCUCCAACGGGAGACUUUCAAGUCUCGAUUGAUUCCGCCACGAGACCCAUCCGUUUCACGAAGACGUUCGUAGAGAUUUUAGCAAACGUAACGAUCGCAUUGCUGUCCGCCAUCACAGACGACGCAUAUUUCUGCUUGAUCGAAAAUUUUCCAUAUUUCCUUGCGCCACUAAAAUCCAGCAAUCACGAGCCUCUCGAUGUAGCCGAGUCCAUUGACGAUUUAUUAAGUACCAUUGAUUGGUUGGAGUUGGUGGAAGUGGCUGGCUAUAUCGAUAAACCGAUCAAAUCUGAUGAAAACAAGAAAUUUUUCACUUUGCCGUCAAAUGUAAAUUUAUCCGACAUUGUCUUUCGUCGAGCCCUUCCGUCGGCUAAAGACAUGGACCCCACUGUCCUCCAGAGUGCCUACAUCAUACCCCCCAUCAUGAGCCGAAUGGAUCAGCUUUUACUUUUACAAGAAGUGAGAUCAAGGUUUGGUGCGUACGGCAGUGACGAACUAAUGCUACAAGCAUUUACCACCGGGAAUGCUCGCGAUCGCCAUGACUAUCAAAGUCUGGAAACGGUUGGAGAUUCAGUGCUCAGGGUCGCUGCAGCGAUUUGGGUAUUUAUGGUGUACCCCAACGAGAGUCGCCACCAGUUGAAUCGCAUAUACGAACCUAUGCAGACGAAUAACGAGCUCGGCAAUAGGGCCAUUGACGCGAACCUCGGUCGCUAUAUAAAACAUGUCCCCUUCGACCAAAACAUAUGGAAGCCGCUCCAUUACGCUGUGGAGACUCACCAAAACACCAAAGAGGAACACGAACCCAUUAACCACUCAGUGCACAAGAAGAUAUUAGCUGACACUGUCGAAGCCUCUAUUGCCGCAGUGUUUCUCACCAGUGGAUUGCCCUUCGCGUUCAACUACAUUUGCCAACUUUCUAUUUUUCCGAACCCGGCUCGCGAAGAAAAUGAAGGCAUCCAGUCAUGGAAAGAGUUGAUGGUUCGACACCUUGCAACCCAACCGAUUCCACUUGAGAUUGACUCUGACAAGUACGCCAUCAGCAUCGUUGCCUUGGAAUUCACGAUAGGCUACAGGUUUAAAUGCAAGGACUAUCCGCAAACAUUUCUCACUCAAAGCCAAAGCUCCUACUGUAAUUUAAAGUGUGAGCGCAUGAUGUUUUUAGGCCGGGUUGUCCUCCAACUCUUGGUGAUCGAAUACAUUUUUGCGACCUUCCCAAAUAUUGGCCCAGGCAGAAUCACUAGGCUCAAGGGUGACUUAUGGCACGAGCGUUGUUUCGCUGAAGUUUUUUUUAUGAGUGGACUUUACGAGAAUAUCCCCUUAAUCAAAGGCCACUUCGUAAACAGAAUCAGCGCAGUCGGUGAUAAACCGAAUGGAAUGUCAAAAGGCCUGCUUAAGGAGUUAUGGACGAAAUCACCCACGGUUCCCAGACACUUUGCCAAUCUUCUGAUUAUACUCUUUGCUGGCGUAUUUUUGGACGCCGAAUUUGACUGGAACUCCGUAAAGACUCUAUUCACGCGCUUUUUCAACGACUAUUUGCAGGCGUAUCAUGCAUAGUGACUUCAUCAGGUUUCUGUUACUAAUAGGAAAUUGAACACAAGUCAUUCGAAAAUAUAAAACCACAACGGUUAGGUUUGCGUUUCCAAGAUCGAACAUAUUGAACAGCCCCUGUCCAACCGCCUAGCAGCAACAAGCCCAACCUCCCCAAUCAACUGUCAAUUCCGAACAAGCAUUUAUAAUCCGAUAUCAAACAUAAUUGAAAACAGUCAUUGCAUCACUUACAACCUAUUCAAUAGUUCAAUUAAAGUAUUGCUUCAUGUAAGAUAAAUAAGAAUAAAAGCAUUCGCUAGCGAGAAUCCAAAAUACACGAUGUCAAAA